Messenger RNA from Cadophora gregata, 876 nucleotides. It is a transcript of the gene DPH5, whose product is annotated as diphthine synthase. Lineage: Eukaryota; Fungi; Ascomycota; Leotiomycetes; Helotiales; Ploettnerulaceae. Bases 1 to 876 code for a protein of 291 amino acids. The transcript is spliced from 3 exons. The record is from RefSeq and is a predicted model, not a curated record. Gene Ontology annotation, biological process: protein histidyl modification to diphthamide. Gene Ontology annotation, molecular function: diphthine synthase activity.
AUGCUCUACCUAAUCGGCCUCGGUCUUUCCGAUGAAACCGAUAUAACUGUCAAAGGACUCCAGACCGUCAAAAAAUGCUCGCGCGUCUACCUCGAAGCCUACACCAGUAUCCUGCUUGUUGACAAGCCGGUUCUCGAGAAGUACUAUGGCCGGGAAGUAAUUAUUGCGGAUCGAGAAAUGGUAGAGAGUGCCAGUGAUGAGAUCUUGAGGGAUGCCCAGAAUGUGGAUGUUGCGUUCCUGGUUGUGGGCGAUCCUUUUGGAGCAACAACACACACCGACCUCGUCCUCCGCGCUCGCGAACUCUCGAUUCCUAUCUCUAGCAUUCCCAAUGCUUCGAUCAUGUCUGCCAUUGGCGCAACCGGUCUCCAACUUUACAACUUUGGACAAACAGUCUCCAUGGUAUUCUUCACGGACUCUUGGAAACCUGCUUCAUUCUAUGACCGCAUCCGUGAGAAUCGCACAAUCGGUCUACAUACCUUAGUACUGCUGGAUAUCAAGGUCAAGGAGCAGAGUCUGGAGAAUAUGGCCAGGGGCAGGAAAGUCUAUGAGCCGCCGAGGUAUAUGACUGUUGGACAGUGUGCGGAACAGAUGUUGGAGAUUGAGGGUCUGAAAAAAGAAGCUGGGGAAGGAGGGGUCUAUGAUGAAGAGUCUCUUGCGGUCGGAGCUGCGAGGGUUGGCGGAAAGAGUGAGAAGUUCGUCAGUGGAACGCUGAAGCAGCUCUGUGAGGCGGAUGAGGUGCUGGGUGGACCGCUGCAUAGUUUGGUUUUGCUGGGAAGAAGGACGCAUGAGUUGGAGAGUGAUUAUGUGAGGGAGUUUGCUGUGGAUAAGGAGCUAUGGGAUAGGAUCUGGAAGAGGGAUUACGAGGGAAAGCAAUAA